CUAGCGUUGGUGCGGACUGCAGUCAUCCACGCGCCAAGCUCCUCAUACUAGGUUAGUCGGUAAUCUCAGUGGCACGUGUGAUCAUGGCGUUAUUUCGCAAGCACAAACAGCAUCUAUAUUCAUGUUGAAUCAUUUCCUACGCACGACAACGCAAGUGCCGUCUGUCGCGAACCAAUAACCACCAUGGUACCACGUGUCAGAAUUUCCGCCAUCUUACGUGACAACGCCAACCGCGUCAUCAUGGGCAAUCGAAAAGGAGGCAUUAUCGAGCCUGGAAAAUGGCAAUUCCCCAACACGUACCUCUUACACGGCGAGGACUUCUUCGAGUGCGCAGAGCGUGCUUUCUUGGAAUCCACCGCCCUGGAGGUGUGCGCGACGAAAGUCUUCAGCUGGACAAACGACAUCUUAGAGGGAGGCUAUUGUCAUGACGUCACGUUUUUCGUGCUCUGCGAGCGCAAGGAUGAGACGCAGCUGCCUGAGCUGCAAGAUGUUUGUCAGUGCGAGGGGUGGGAGUGGAAGUCGUGGGGAGAUGUCAUGGAGAUGGGGGAGAAGGAUUUGUUUCUUCCCGUGUAUAAUCUGCUGUGCAGUCAUCCCAACGUGGAGGGUAUGUUCUGACUUCAAUUCUGAGGCGGAGGAGGGGAAAUACACUGUGUUAAGCAGGCUACCCCUUUUUACAAAUGCAACGUUCCGU
This is a messenger RNA of Pseudomassariella vexata, 691 nucleotides long. RefSeq names its product NUDIX hydrolase domain-like protein. Lineage: Eukaryota; Fungi; Ascomycota; Sordariomycetes; Amphisphaeriales; Pseudomassariaceae. The coding region runs from base 184 to 615 and encodes 143 amino acids. The transcript is spliced from 3 exons. The record is from RefSeq and is a predicted model, not a curated record. Gene Ontology annotation, molecular function: 8-oxo-7,8-dihydrodeoxyguanosine triphosphate pyrophosphatase activity. Gene Ontology annotation, biological process: dGTP catabolic process. Gene Ontology annotation, cellular component: cytosol.